Raphanus sativus (radish) is the source of this 1612-nucleotide messenger RNA. RefSeq lists its product as uncharacterized. The transcript is spliced from 8 exons. Lineage: Eukaryota; Viridiplantae; Streptophyta; Magnoliopsida; Brassicales; Brassicaceae. The record is from RefSeq and is a predicted model, not a curated record. Gene Ontology annotation, cellular component: Golgi apparatus; endoplasmic reticulum. The coding region runs from base 1 to 1380 and encodes 459 amino acids.
AUGGUAAUCAUCGGUGGUGUUGACGAAGACGGAGACGAUCAAGAUGACGAUGACGACGACGUGGAGCUUCCAAGUUACGGACUGUCCAAGUUAAGGACGAUUGUUUGUGGAGCUGCAGUUGCAUCCACGAGAUGUAUUCCCAUUGUCAAGACCAAAGAAGAGUUGAAGUUUUCAUCUCCUUUGUCUAAAAUUUGCGUGUUGCAUCCCACGUUUAUCGUGCGGGGGAGUAUUAGAGAUAUGUUGGACCGGAAGAUAUGUAUCUUACGGACCAAGCCUGUGAAGCCCGCGGGACAUUUUGUUGCAUUGGCUAUGGUAUUGCGUGCUAGACCUGAUUCUUUGGUUGAGGUUUUGCCCUCACUGAGGGAUAAGCACAUGUUUCAAGGACCCGACAAGCUUCCCCUUAUUGUUUGGAUGAUGGCUCAGGCCUCCCGAGGUGAUCUAUGUCUUGGCUUGUAUUCAUGGGCACAUAACUUGCUACCGCUACUUAGUAAUAACAAGUGCUGCCCUCAGUCAUUGGAUCUCGUCCUUCAGUUCGCUGAGUACAUGUUGUCUCGUCCGGAGGCUCUCGCUAUACUUGUAAACAGAGGUGGUGUUAUGGAAGGACAGCGGCUGGUUCCACCUCCUUCACUUGAGAUCUUGCUGCGCCUCACAUUCCCUGCUCCAUCUGCACGACUAAACCUUGAUGAGUUUGUCAACUCUGACCUUGAGCAUGGUCGCCGGUAUGUAUGCGCACAGACGACUACAGAGAGGUUCGAAACAAUAUAUCCCUUGCUGAAGGACGUGGCUCUUGCACCAGAGAGGGCAGGAAGAGGAAGAUAUGCCAUGAAACGUAUACUCAGCUUUGCUUUGACCUUAGCUGGAGAAGAAGGGAAUCCUGUUGUUUUAGCCAAGGAAGCCACCUCAAUCGCUAUCAGGGUCCUGUCAGAAAACGUGUACUGCUUUGACCACUGGGACAAAAUUUAUGUGGAUAAUCCAGAAGCAAGUGUUGCGCUUCUCAAGAAGCUUGUAGACGACAAUCAGUUCCUCAGGCUGACAACAUCACCAAGUGAUACUCUCACUGUCCAUCAAACUAUGGAGAGCUUCAGGCGUAAGAACAAAAGAGCUAUGGCUGAAGGAGGAUCCAAUCGUUCUCUUUACAAAGAAGCUGACAAGUACUGCAUACUGAUCUCGUGGAGAAUCUCCCGUGGAGAUGAUGGAGGCUUCAGAUUGACACCCAUUAAUGUUUUGGUUCUAGCUGCUGUCGGAGCUUCUGUGGGAGCUGCUGUAGGAGCUGCUACUUUCGGAGCUGCUACUGUCGGAGCUGUAGGCGUUGCUGUCGGAGCUCUCGGCGCUACUGUCGGAGCUGCUGCUGUCGGAGCUCUUAUUGCAUCAUUCCACUAGCGUAGUCACAAAGUUGCAGUGCGCACACAAAAAAAAAAAAGUUAUAAAGAGUUUGCUAGCCGGGCAGAGGUGCACCAAAUAUGAAUUUGCGGCGAAUCUUCAUCAUGAGUCCGUGUAGAUAUCUUUUGAUGUUCUUCUUCUAAUACUUAGAACCACAUAUCUCAUGCAAGAUGUGCUGAUGGCAAGAUCUUAUGAAUGCUUUUGAGAUAUUCAUAUUUUGUUUAGUACUUCA